This is a messenger RNA of Vicia faba (fava bean), 1608 nucleotides long. The record is from the annotation of a GenBank genome assembly. Lineage: Eukaryota; Viridiplantae; Streptophyta; Magnoliopsida; Fabales; Fabaceae.
AUGAGUUUUGAUACACCUUUAGGUUCUCCCAGAAUGUCUUACCAUCCAAGGCCACUUUCUUGGAUUGUUAUUUUAGUAGGAGCACUUGCGAUUUUCUUGAUUUACGCUUCGUUUGUUCUUGUAUCGUCGCCAAUUGGUGCUCAUGUUCACGGGUAUUUUUACGGGAUAGGUAGUUCGGAGAAGUUAGAUGUGUCUGUUGCUUCCGUAAAUGAUGGUUCUGUUGAUAAAAGUUUAGAUAUUGAUGGUAAAAAACCGUCUUUUGAUCAACAAAUUGAUGGUAGUUCGAAUACGCGAGUAGCUGAUAGUAACUCCAGUUUUGCGACUAUUCCGGUAGGAGUAGGUACGGAUGCUUCCAAUUUGACAGGUAGUGGUAGAUCUGAGGAACCUCCUUCUACGGUUUCAAUCAAUCAGUCCAGUGCUGUAUUUACAACCUCGAAGGAGGCCUCCGCGACUUCUGAUAAUUCCACAUCAACAGCUGUUCCAGAAUCAGUAGAGAAGCCAGACAAUGCCGGUUCAGUUAAUUCAGACUGUGAUCUGUACCAUGGGAAUUGGGUACAUGAUCCACUGGGACCGCUAUACACAAACAAUACAUGCCCUGUAUUGACACAGAUGCAGAAUUGCCAGGGCAAUGGGAGGCCUGACAAGGAUUAUGAGAAUUGGCGAUGGAAACCCUCUCAAUGUGACAUCCCACGAUUUGAUCCCAGGAAAUUUUUGGAGCUCAUGAGAGGAAAGACCUUGGCUUUCAUUGGAGAUUCUGUAGCUCGAAACCAGAUGGAGUCAAUGCUGUGUAUUCUGUGGCAGGUAGAGGUGCCAAAGAAUCGGGGAAAUCGUAAUAUGCAACGAUAUUAUUUUAGGUCUGCAUCUGUAAUGAUAGUCAGGAUAUGGUCCUCAUGGCUUGUCAAAGUAACAUCCGAACCAUAUGCUUAUGCUCCAGCUGGUGUGGAUAAGCUCCAUCUUGAUGCCCCUGAUGUGAAGUUAAUGGAGCAUAUCCCAAACUUUGACGUGGUCGUCCUUUCUUCCGGUCAUUGGUUUGCUAAGAAGUCUGUGUAUAUCUUGAACAAUGAGAUAGUGGGAGGACAGUUGUGGUGGCCAGACAAAUCUAAGCUUAUGAAGGUCAACAAUAUUCAAGCAUUUGGUAUAUCUGUCGAAACAAUUCUUACCGCUCUUGCUACACAUCCAACUUACAAAGGUCUAACAAUUGUGAGGUCCUAUUCGCCUGAUCAUUAUGAGGGUGGAGCCUGGAACACCGGUGGAUCAUGCACUGGGAAGGUUAAGCCUAUUCCACUUGGUGAACUAGUAGAAAACGGGUUCACGAAUACGAUGUAUGGGCAACAGGUUACAGGUUUUAACAAUGCUGUGAAAAAGGGUACUACAAAUCCAUCAAAGUUGAAGUUACUGGACAUAACUCAAAUGUUUCAAUACCGGCAUGAUGGUCAUCCCGGGCCUUACAGGAGCCCCGACCCAAAUAAGAUCACAAAACGUGGCCCAGAUGGAAGGCCGCCGCCACAGGAUUGCUUGCAUUGGUGCAUGCCAGGUCCUGUUGAUACCUGGAAUGAACUGGUGUUGGAAAUCAUCAAAAGAGAAUAUGAAGGUGGAAGUGCAUCAUGA